This is a messenger RNA of Equus quagga, 2307 nucleotides long. RefSeq names its product glucose-6-phosphatase catalytic subunit 1 (gene G6PC1). NCBI's taxonomy places the organism in Eukaryota, Metazoa, Chordata, Mammalia, Perissodactyla, Equidae. Gene Ontology annotation, biological process: glucose 6-phosphate metabolic process; gluconeogenesis. Gene Ontology annotation, cellular component: membrane. Bases 80 to 1153 code for a protein of 357 amino acids. Gene Ontology annotation, molecular function: glucose-6-phosphatase activity. The transcript has 5 exons. The record is from RefSeq and is a predicted model, not a curated record.
AUAGCAGAGCAAUCACCACCACGUCUGAUAUAACUACAAGAGCUCAGCUGAAGCCUUCCCGAAGGGCCAGAGAGUGAGGAUGGAGGAAGGAAUGAACAUUCUCCAUGACUUUGGGAUCCAGUCAACUCGCUACCUCCAGGUGAAUUACCAGGACUGCCAGGAUUGGUUCAUCUUGGUGUCCGUGAUUGCUGACCUCAGGAAUGCCUUCUACGUCCUCUUCCCCAUCUGGUUCCAUCUUCGAGAAGCUGUGGGCAUCAAGCUCCUCUGGGUAGCUGUGAUUGGAGACUGGCUCAACCUUGUCUUUAAGUGGAUUCUCUUCGGACAGCGCCCGUACUGGUGGGUCCUGGACACUGACUACUACAGAAACACCUCCGUGCCACUGAUCAAGCAGUUCCCGAUCACCUGUGAGACUGGCCCAGGGAGUCCCUCUGGCCAUGCCAUGGGUACAGCAGGUGUAUACUAUGUGAUGGUCACGUCCGCCCUCUCUAUCUUUCGGGGAAAGAAAAAGGCAACCUACAGAUUUUGGUGCUUGAACAUCAUUUUGUGGUUGGGAUUCUGGGCCGUACAGCUGAACGUCUGUCUGUCACGAAUCUACCUUGCUGCUCAUUUCCCCCAUCAGGUUGUUGCUGGAGUCUUGUCAGGUAUUGCUGUUGCUGAAACUUUCUGCCGUAUUCAGAGCAUCUACAAUGCCAGUCUCAAGAAAUAUUUUCUCAUUACCUUCUUCCUGUUCAGUUUUGCCAUUGGAUUUUACCUGCUGCUAAAGGGGCUGGGUGUAGACCUCCUGUGGACUCUAGAGAAAGCCAAGAGAUGGUGUGAGCAGCCAGAAUGGGUUCACAUUGACACCACGCCUUUCGCCAGUCUCUUCAAGAACCUGGGGACCCUCUUUGGCCUGGGGUUGGCUCUCAACUCCAGCAUGUACAGGGAGAGCUGCAAGGGCAAGCUUAGCAAGUGCUUCCCGUUCCGCCUCAGCUGCAUGGUGGCCUCCCUCGUCCUCCUGCAUCUCUUUGACUCUUUGAAACCCCCAUCCCAAAUCGAGUUGAUCUUCUACGUCCUGUCCUUCUGCAAGAGUGCGGCAGUGCCCCUGGCAUCUGUCAGUCUCAUCCCCUACUGCCUCACCUGGGUACUGGGCCAGCCGGACAAGAAGUCUUCGUGAGGGAUAUGGAGUCUUCAGUACUUAAAGUCAACGACUGUGCCAAGGAUUGAGGGCGGCUAGGGUCUUCUGCAAGCCCAUUUUGAGGCCAGAGGUGUUAGAGUCAGCUCAGGCCACCUCCUUCCUCCUUUGCAAGUCUAAUUAUAUUGGGUGAUAUUUUUUGAAAAGCUAACAUGGUUAUUUGAGGAAGCCUCAUCUGUUAGAAGUUGGGUUGUUCUGGAUUUUUCCUGAAGACUUACUUGUUGUUCUUUCAGAUAUACAAAAGCAAGACGUCCAGGCAGGGCCAGCUCACAAGCCCAGGCUGGGGAUCCCAACUGAGAAUUUUCUACUCCUGCUCAUCCUUAACCAGAAAAGGAGAAAAGAGCUGUGGAUUUGAUAUGGAAAGAAGGAUGGAUUAAAGAGGAUUUUUUUAGCAUCUUGCAUAUCAAGCAAAUUAUGUCAAAGAAUAUCUAAAUGGCUUUGAUUAUACUUGAAUCUUUAGGUAAGGGACCCUCCAUCGUGGGGGACCAACUUAAAGUACAACUAAUGGGUGGUUAGUCGGGUAAUUCUGCUUCUUGUAUUUUUCUAUUACAUGUCCAUGGCCAUUGUACGGCUCCAGUGACAUAGAUUUGUGCUGGGUCAGAACAUUCAGGCACGGUCUGCUUCCCCUUUAUCGCAUUAGACCUUACUCCUUAUUAGCCCAGCUCGGCUUUCCCCAGAAUUUUCCACUGGCUCCACACCCACCCUGCUGGAGCCUCAGAUGCCUAAAGGUGACUCUGUGGUGGUGCUUUUGUAUGUUUCAGUUAAGCUCUGAAAUCUUGGGCAAAAAGGCAAGGAGAGGGUAAGGAGAGGCAAGGAUUCCUCUCUCCAGACGGUCACUCCAAUGUUACUUUUGAUUCCCGGAGGGUAAAUAUGACUCCUUUCUCUAUCCCAAGCCAACCAAGAGCACAUUCUUGGAGGAAAAGCCAGCGCCUCCUUGCCUCAGUCUCAGCUGAUUUGCAGAAUAUAUCCUAAAAAAAAGAAAUAUAUUGAAGCCUAUUUAUUUGAGAGUCCUUGUUUUUGUUACUAAUUAUAUAGUUCACCACAUAUUGUCAUUCACGCCAACCAUCCUGGUCAUAACAUCUUUGAAAAGAAAAAUAUAUGUAUGCAUUAUUUUAUUAAAACAACAUCUUAUUUAA